CCUGGGCACACUGGAAGUUUGUUUACUUCUACUUGUAAAUAAAAAACACUUUUUAAACAUGCCGGAAUUCGAAAACUUUAAUGUAAGAACUACAAUUGAUUGCAAACAAGGAGCAGUGCGUGCUGUACGCUACAAUGUGGAUGGAACUUAUUGUUUGAGCUGCGGAUCUGACAAGAAGAUAAAAUUGUGGAAUCCAGUUUCGGGAUUACUUCUUAAAACAUAUGGAGGUCAUGCAGACGAAGUGACAGAUGCUGCGGGGAGCUGUGAUAGCAGCUAUAUAGUAUCCGCCAGCUUGGACAAGAGCAUUAUCUAUUGGGAUGUGUCCACCGGAGCGCCAGUACGACGUCUGCGUGGUCACGCCGGUGGAGUCCGGUGCGUCUGCUUCAACGAGGACUCCUCCAUUGCCAUUUCCGGGGGCAGGGACAACGCCGUCAUGUGCUGGGACAUUCGGACUCGCCGUCUGGAUCCGGUUCAGGUGAUGAAGGAGGCUCGUGAUUGCAUCACUACGGUGGCGACCAACGAAAACCGAAUCUAUGCCGCAUCUCUGGACGGUUGUGUGAGAACCUACGAUAUUCGGGUGGGCGAACUCACCUGCGACAAGGUGGGCGAACCGAUUACUUAUCUGGCUCAGACAAAGGAUGAGCAAUGUCUGGUGGCCGGCUGCCAGGACAGUGUGGUGCGACUCCUGGAUUGUGAGACGGGCGGACUACUCUCCGAAUACAGGGGUCACCGAGGCGAUGAUUAUCACAUCGAGUGCGGAAUACUGGCGAACGAUGCUCACAUAGUCACGGGUUCCAGUGACGGAGACGCCUUUGUCUACGACCUGCUUGAAGGAAAAGUUCUGCAGCGCAUUCGCAUCAGUGAUAAUGGCGGUGUGGUCCACUCCUUAGCCACACAUCCCAAGCGACAGGAACUGCUUUUCGCCAGAAGACGGGACAUGUACGUCUUUUCCACGGAUCUGCAGAUCGAAGAGGAGCAACUAUAAUUUAUAAUUUUGCCAUAUAAAUGCUCAGGCUAGUGAUAGUUACUACAAAUUAAUUUUAACUUACAUGUAAACGAAUAAAGCCCUAUAUUAUAAUUUCA
This is a messenger RNA of Drosophila ficusphila, 1083 nucleotides long. RefSeq names its product WD repeat domain-containing protein 83. Gene Ontology annotation, molecular function: protein binding. The record is from RefSeq and is a predicted model, not a curated record. Lineage: Eukaryota; Metazoa; Arthropoda; Insecta; Diptera; Drosophilidae. Gene Ontology annotation, biological process: mRNA splicing, via spliceosome. Bases 59 to 985 code for a protein of 308 amino acids. Gene Ontology annotation, cellular component: catalytic step 2 spliceosome. The transcript has 5 exons.